GCUUCUUCAUCAUCGCUAUAGACUAAACGGACCUUGAUCCAUCCAACCAUUCCCUAAAGUGACACGUGUAUACGUUACAGUGUCGGCCAAAGCUCAACGAACUCUCUCAUCGUACGAAAGGGUUUAUGAAUAUCAUAUUGCAAUCAUCGUAAACCGGAUUCGGAUAUGCUUCUUGGAUCCUAACUCUCUUUGAAAUAGGGUUUACUCUCAAAUCCUUUUCACAAGUUCAGUUUCUUUUGGAAUCUCACCGUGAGUACUACUUACUACUUCGAUUUCUCUCUCUCUUUUGGGGUUUGUAUUUUUUUAUUGGUAUGAUUGUAUCUUAUGUGGGCACAUAUGUGUAUCAGCAAGUUUCUUUUCUUAUCUUAUCUUUGCAACUAUUUUUCCAAGUUUUAUAUAUAGAUCGAGAGAUUUUUUAUGAUUGGAUAUGGGAAUUGAUGUUUCUUCAAUCACUUUGUUUGAUCUUUGAUCUUGCUCCACCUUUUCCUUUCCUAAAUUGGGCAAAUGAGUUUUGUCUUUCAUCGAUUAACGAGUUGGUCAUGAACUAGAAUCAUGAGAAACAUCUCUAAUAGAAUGUGGAAUAUAUGUUUUUUUUCAAGCUGAUAAUUAAGGUCGAGUAAUGGAGGUGAAGGAGGGUGAUAGAGUGGUAAUAGCAAAACCUGUGGCCUCGAGGCCUUCUUCAAGUUCUAGUUUCAGGAAUUUCACUGAGCUUCUCACUGAUUCAAUUACCGUAUCUCCUCAAUCUAAUUGCCAUGACAUUGUAGACGUUGCUAUAAGACCAAAGACUUUGAGGUUCAACCAGCCAGUUGCAGCUUCGGUCUCAUUUCCACGGGUUGAAGGAAACACUAGUAAUGGAAUUGGAAAGUCUUGUGAUGAUUCAGAUAGCAAAAGCUACGUUGUUUAUAAACCGAAAGCAAAGCUUGUCUCCAAAGCAACCGUCUCUGCAUUGGCUAAUAUGCUUCAAGGGAACCGGCAACAGACUUGGAGACAAACCGAAGCAGUAGGCUAUGGGAAGAGUGUGAGCCAAGGUACAUAUCGAUCCGGUCCUAAUGUAGUCCAGAAAGUUCCAACCUUUACGGAAUCAGAGACCUCUAUUGGGGACAGAUCUUCAGUGGACGGAUACAACUGGAGGAAAUACGGACAGAAGCAAGUUAAAGGAAGUGAGUGUCCAAGGAGUUACUACAAAUGCACACAUCCCAAAUGUCCCGUGAAGAAGAAAGUAGAGAGAUCAGUGGAAGGUCAAGUUUCAGAGAUUGUGUAUCAAGGUGAGCAUAAUCACUCAAAGCCGUCUUGUCCUCUUCCACGGCGCGCUUCAUCAACAACCUCUUCAGGGUUUCAGAAACCACCAAAAGCGGUUGCUUCUGAAGGAUCAAUGGGACAAGACCCUACCAAUAGUCUCUAUUCUUCUCUUUGGAGCAAUCAAAGCAAUGAAUCUUCUAAAAGCAGAACAGAGAAGAUGAAUGAGGGUUGUGUUAUUACACCAUUCGAGUUUGCGGUUCCCAAAUCGACAAAUUCGAAUGCUGGAACUUCGGAUUCUGGUUGCAGAAGUAGCCAAUGUGAUGAAGGCAGCAACGGAGGAGAGCUUGAUGAUCCAAACAGAAACAAAAGAAGGAAGAACGAGAAGCAAUCGAGUGAAGCAGGAGUAUCGCAAGGCUCGGUUGAAUCAGACAGUCUUGAAGAUGGAUUCAGGUGGAGGAAGUACGGACAAAAAGUGGUGGGAGGCAAUGCGUAUCCAAGAAGUUAUUACAGAUGCACGAGUGCUAAUUGCAGAGCAAGGAAACAUGUUGAGAGAGUGAGUGAUGAUCCAAGAGCUUUCAUUACAACCUACGAGGGUAAACAUAAUCAUCAUUUGCUCUUGAACCCUCCAACUUCCUCCUCUACUCUUCCUUUUAACUCUCCACAGCUUUCUAAGUAAGAGACAUUUUUUUAUCCAUUCAUGCUUUCUCUUUUUUUCUUUUUUUCUUUUUUGUUAAGAAAUAGAAAAAAAGAGAAAGCAAAAUUGGUAUACACAAUCACCAUUUGCUCUUUUACCCAUUUAGCUUCAUAUAUAACUUUCUAAGCAAUCCAUUUAAUCCCAUUCAUGUAUUUUUCUUUGAUCUUUAUACCACAGUAGUUAAUUAAUCGUGUGAAUCUAUUUUUAUUUACAUUAAGAUUGUAAGGAUAAAAAGACUGAUGUUAUUUUAACAAAACCAAAU
Messenger RNA from Camelina sativa (false flax), 2195 nucleotides. Lineage: Eukaryota; Viridiplantae; Streptophyta; Magnoliopsida; Brassicales; Brassicaceae. The record is from RefSeq and is a predicted model, not a curated record.